This is a messenger RNA of Papilio polytes (common Mormon), 587 nucleotides long. RefSeq lists its product as uncharacterized. Lineage: Eukaryota; Metazoa; Arthropoda; Insecta; Lepidoptera; Papilionidae. The transcript has 4 exons. The record is from RefSeq and is a predicted model, not a curated record. Bases 40 to 399 code for a protein of 119 amino acids.
GUUUACUGUACCACAGUCAGUCCAGCAAAACAAAGCAAGAUGUACGCAAAACUCGCUCUUCUCGCCGUCGUGAUUGCCGUUGCAGUUGCAGUGCCCACUCCUGGAGGUUACGGACACCACAAGCACGUUACGAUCCACGUGCCGUACAAAAUCCACACGAUCCACCAUCACCACGUGUCUAAAGUGCAUGUACCAGUGCAUGUGCCGGUCAUCAAGGAGGUGCCCGUGAUUAAGGAGGUGCCGAUUUACAAGCACGUGCCUGUGCCCGUGGUGCAGCACGUACCUGUACCCGUCAUCAAGAAGGUGGAGGUGGAGAAGCAGGUGUUCGUCCCGGUGCACGACCACCAUGAGGAGCAUCACGGAUGGGAGAGCGAGUCGCUGUCGCACGGCUGGCACUGAUUCCCAUUACAUACUAGAUUAGGAUUAGGUUUUAUUUUAAGUACAAGCCAAGACCUCGUCGUACUUACAACUGUGUACAGUAUACCCACCAGUGCAGAUAAAAACCCACUUAUUAAUAUAGAUGAAAUGUUACCGUUAUUUUUUAUAUGUAAGAACCAAAGACAAAAUAAAUGAAUGUUAAAUUCUAA